This is a messenger RNA of Quercus lobata, 1006 nucleotides long. RefSeq names its product LOB domain-containing protein 18 (gene LBD18). Bases 168 to 899 code for a protein of 243 amino acids. NCBI's taxonomy places the organism in Eukaryota, Viridiplantae, Streptophyta, Magnoliopsida, Fagales, Fagaceae. Gene Ontology annotation, biological process: positive regulation of DNA-templated transcription; hormone-mediated signaling pathway. The transcript is spliced from 2 exons. The record is from RefSeq and is a predicted model, not a curated record. Gene Ontology annotation, cellular component: nucleus.
AAAACCACAGCCACCAAACCCUAAAACUCCUCCUCCUCCUCCUCCUCCUUUUCAAGUCCUACCCACAAACCCAAUUAUGUGAUAAUCAUCAUCAUCAUAUAAUACCAAAAAUUUAUAAGAAGAAAGAAGAGAGAGAAAGAAAAAAAACCCACAAAAUAUAAAUACAAAUGAGUGUAAACCCUGCUAGUAGUGGUGGCAGUGGUGGUGGUGGAAGCAGUGGUAGCGGUGGUGGUGGUGGUGGUGGAGGUGGAGGGCCAUGUGGGGCUUGCAAGUUUUUGAGGAGGAAGUGUGUGCCAGGGUGUAUAUUUGCGCCAUACUUUGAUUCAGAGCAAGGGGCUGGUCAUUUCGCAGCUGUGCACAAAGUGUUCGGGGCAAGCAACGUGUCCAAACUUCUUUUGCAUAUACCGGUGCAUAAGCGACUCGAUGCGGUAGUCACAAUAUGUUAUGAGGCACAGGCUCGGCUUAGAGAUCCAGUCUAUGGCUGUGUUGCUCACAUCUUUGCACUUCAACAACAGGUAGUGAAUUUACAAGCAGAGCUCUCGUACUUACAAGCCCACCUUGCAACAUUGGAGCUACCAUCACCACUACCACCACACCCUUCACCACCUCCAACAAUGAUGACACCGCCACCACUCUCAAUCACCGACCUCCCUUCAGCGUCCUCAGUGCCUGCCACGUACGAUUUAUCUUCUCUUUUCGAUCCCAUGGUGCAACCUUCAUGGCCCAUGCAGCAGCGGCCCAUGGAUCCACGUCAAUUAGGAGGCAGUGGCUCAUCAUCAUCAGCUGGUGGCGGUGAUCUACAAGCAUUGGCACGAGAGCUCCUUCAUAGACAUGGCACUCCAUCGCCCGGGUCAGUGCCAUGCUCAAGUCCUUCACCAUCACAAUCUUUCUCCAAAUGAGAAUAUAUAUCUUAUCAACAAACACUUAGCUUGGGUUCUUGUUGAUCAAAUACUAGGAAGAGAACUUGAAUUUUCAUGUUUUUUUUAAUGGGCAAGUAAUUUUAGUA